This is a messenger RNA of Malus domestica (apple), 2052 nucleotides long. The record is from RefSeq and is a predicted model, not a curated record. NCBI's taxonomy places the organism in Eukaryota, Viridiplantae, Streptophyta, Magnoliopsida, Rosales, Rosaceae.
UCCACCAGAAAACAGAUUCCCCAGAAGUUCCAAAGUUGGUGGACUCAAAUUAUAUCUACAUAUCUUUAAGCACACUUUCUCUACAAGCUCUCUCUUGUUUGGUUUGAAUGGCAAGCUCAACCUCCAUUCCUCAACUCAAGAAACUCUCCCUAUUCAUCAACAUUUCCUUUCUCUUUCUCUUAUGUCUCUCUCUCAUCACAACAUAUCUCCAUCCUAAUAACUUAGACUUACCAAACCACCCUAAAUCCAAUAGUAUUAGUAGUGCAAAUAUUCUCAGUGAGGAUAUCAAAUCAGUUAAUGGCUGCAAAGAUCUCCAUCAACACGCAGAUUAUAAAUCCAGGUGUUUGUAUGUGAAAACCCACACAGGUUGCAACCCUAAAGGGUAUAUACAUUAUCUGAAAAUAUUUUACUGCAGUCUUGGCAAGUUUCCAAUUCUGGGUCAUGCUGCAGUUCUACUUUGGCUUAUUGUUUUAUUCUAUCUAUUGGGCAACACAGCUGCUAAUUAUUUCUGUUCCUCCCUAGAGAGUUUGUCCAAUAUCUUGAAGCUCUCUCCUACCAUCGCCGGCGUCACCCUCCUCUCCCUUGGGAACGGGGCCUCCGAUGUUUUUUCCAGCAUCGUUGCGUUCACAAAAUCCGCAGACGGCGAUGUUGGCCUCAACAGUGUAUUAGGGGGUGCCUUCUUCGUGUCCAGCAUUGUGGUGGGAGUUAUUAGUAUACUAAUAAGCCCUCACCAGGUUUCAGUUGAUGAGGCCAGCUUUGUCAGGGAUGUCAUCUUCUUCUUAUUCUCUCUCUCAUCCCUUCUGGCAAUCAUAGUCAUUGGGAGGAUCAACUUGUGGGGUGCCCUUUCUUUUCUUGCUAUUUACUUUGUUUAUGUUGGUACUGUUUCAGUAUCUCAAAUAUACAAAAGGAACAAAAAUCUUGCAGCUUCAAAGUAUUUACCAGUGGUGCAAAGUUUUGAUGAUUUAGCGGAUGGUACUGCAAGUAUACCAUUACUUGGUUAUGUUGAUGAUGAUAAACCCGUUUCCAACGCAAAUUUGAAAACGGGACUUCAUGAUGAUCAAGAACAAAAUUAUUGGUUUUUUUAUUUGGGAAAAUUGAUUUAUAUCUUGGAGUUACCUCUCUACUUGCCUAGAAGAUUGACUAUACCUGUUGUGAGCGAAGAAAGAUGGUCUAAGCCAUAUGCAGUUAUUUCUGUAGCUUUGGCACCAAUUUUACUGGCAGCCCUUUGUAACACACAGAGGGAAGAUCUGAGUUCAAGAGGUAAGUUGGUAACUUACAUGACAGCAGUGCUGAUUGGGUUAAUUUUGAGUAACCUUGCAUACGUGACUACAAAUAAGUGUAGCCCACCAAAGGAGUGCUUGUUCCCUUGGCUUGUUGGUGGGUUUUUGAUGAGUGUAGCUUGGACGUAUAUUACUGCUGAAGAGUUGGUUGGCUUGUUAGAAUCAUAUGGUAGUAUUUUAGGGAUAAGCCCUUCAAUUCUAGGACUUACUGUCCUAGCUUGGGGUAACUCACUCAAUGAUUUGAUAGCUAAUGCUACAAUGGCAGUGAAGGGUGGGACAGAUGGGGCCCAAAUUGCUAUUUCAGGAUGCUAUGCGGGGCCCAUGUUUAACACAUUGGUGGGAGUGGGAACGUCACUGGUUCUGUCAUCAUGGUUUGAGUAUCCAUCCCCAUAUGUCAUCCCUACCGACCAUUCCCUCUACGAAACAAUAGGGUUUUUGAUGGGUGGUUUACUUUGGGCACUUGUGAUCUUGCCAAAGAAGGGUAUGAAGCUGGAUAGAUAUAUGGGGAGUGGCCUUGUGGCAAUUUACUUGUGUUUUCUGUUUGUGAGGUUAGCCAGGCUCUUGUUCUUUUGAAUGCAUCCAGCUGAAGCUCUUUUUGGUUGUAACAGAGUCAUGUAUGAGUGAUUGUCAUAUCCAAAUAUGGUGUACAUUAAUUUAUUUCAUAAAUCCAAUAGUCAUCGUUGUGUGGAGCAAGACUAAUCUUGUAUAUAGAGCAUUUAACUUUUAUGACAUGUUUAUUAAAGGAUCUGUUAGAUAAUCAUUUAGUUUCAAG